This is a messenger RNA of Etheostoma spectabile (orangethroat darter), 3150 nucleotides long. RefSeq names its product adipose secreted signaling protein b (gene adisspb). NCBI's taxonomy places the organism in Eukaryota, Metazoa, Chordata, Actinopteri, Perciformes, Percidae. The transcript is spliced from 6 exons. The record is from RefSeq and is a predicted model, not a curated record. Bases 426 to 947 code for a protein of 173 amino acids.
UCAUUUCUCAGCGAAUCAGAGAGUAGAAAGAAUCGGCUCAGGUGUCUCGGGUGAGCAGCUAUUAUAUGUUUAAUCAUCAUCUGUGGAAAAAAAAGGGGGUCGUGGUUGUAAGCAGCACGCGGGCAACCACGAACAUACCACGUGAUCAAAUGCGGAAAUUGCCCGAGCGAGAAAGUGUAGCCGGAGCAAAGCAAACGAGGGGGAGUGGAGGCUGUGGUGUCCGUGUGUGUUCGGAGCUGCUGGUGGUUACUAGCCGGACCAGACAACACGUCCGCACACAGACGCUCGGUUAUCUGCACAGCUAGAUGUACGAGUGAACAGCUGCCGUGAAUACAAGUCAGGCGUGUUCUGUGGUCACACUGCUGAGAUGACAAGGCUGUGACAGCGUGUGUCCAAGUGUGUUGGUCUGGACCAGUUCUUGUGAAAUGGCUGCAGCUAAGAAGAGUUGUGCGAAAGCAGGAGGCGUUCGGUUCUCAGAGCCCCCCGCUGUCGGCGCCCCAUCGCAUGUUCACUUUGACGAAAAGCUGCAUGACUCCGUCGUCAUGGUGACUCUGGAGGAUGAUGGCAACUUCAUGGUCAAGGUUGGCUUCCUAAAGACGCAGCACCGGUAUGAAAUAGUGUUCACCUUGCCCGAGGUCCCCGCUCUGGGGAAGGAUGUAUGUCCAGCACCAGUACCCAGUCCACACCUCCGGAUCACUGAUAUCACACCAGCACCAGAGGGAGGUCUGAAGGUGACAUGCGAGUACAUGGCCCAGCAAGAGGGAGUUCUGUGUGAGGAGGUGCUGCUGCAGAGCGAGACCAACCAGGACAUUUGUGUUAAAGUCAAAGUUCACGCCAGAGUCAUGGAUCGUCACCACGGUACACCCAUGCUGCUGGACGGAGUCCGCUGCAUCGGGGUGGAGUUGGAGUAUGACUCUGAACAGAGCGACUGGCAAGGAUUUGACUAAAGCUCCUGCUCCCCUUUCACCUGGAACACACACACACACACACACACACACACACGUACCCACGUACCCACCUCCCAUCAUUGAAGUGUACCCCUACCAAAUUAAACAGGCACCUAAUAGGAAAGUGUGUACACACAAAUGAUUUAGUGCCACAUAAUGUACACACAGUGUUCAUUGUUGGAUUAGAGAAAAUGGAUAUUUGCGUCCUGAGAACAUUAACAUACAAAAACAUUCCUUUGCUGCAACUUUCACAACAUCAACAGCAUUUGUACAGUUUGUCACUAUCCUCCAAUUCUUGUUUGUCACCAUGUUGUAUUCUGUUGUUAAUCUGUGUUUUCCUUACUGAACCUCUAGAGGGCAGCAGCAGUCUUUGAAUCAGGGUAGCCUCCGAUCCCUUUUCACCACCUCUUGUGUUCCAGUUCACUCUUUUCCUGAUGUGCAAACUUAAUCCCAGAUGGAUUUAUAGGGGAGGGCGUAAACAAGGGCUCUUUUAUUCAUGUAGUAGUUUAACAGUGACCUAUAGAAAGGAAUAGAAACCUGCAUGAUUCUGGGGGGGGGAGAUGGCGAGAUGGCAAUGUGGAGUCUGUAGUGUCUCUGUCUAACCUUAAGUAGGCCCUGCCCAUAAUGUCUCUGUCUAUAACCUUAAGGUGGCUCUGCCUGUAAUGUCUCUGUCUUACCCAUAGACUGUAUAUAUAUUGAUUGAUAUAUUAAUAUUAACGGUCUAUGGUCAAACCUUAAGGUGGCCCUGCUGUAAUGUCUCUGUCUAACCUUAAGGUGGCCCUGCCUGUAAUGUCUCUGCCUAACCUUAAGGUGGCCCUGCCUGUAAUGUCUCUGCCUAACCUUAAGGUGGCCCUGCCUGUAAUGUCUCUGUCUAACCUUAAGGUGGCCCUGCCUGUAAUGUCUCUGUCUAACCUUAAGGUGGCCCAGCCUGUAAUGUCUCUGUCUUACCCAUAGACUGUAUAUAUAUUGAUUGACAUAUUAAUAUUAACGGUCUAUGGUCAAACCUUAAGGUGGCCCUGCCUGUAUUGUCUCUGUCUAACCUUAAGGUGGCCCUGCCUGUAUUGUCUCUGUCUAACCUUAAGGUGGCCCUGCCUAUAAUGUCUCUGUCUAACCUUAAGGUGGCCAUGCCUGUAAUGUCUCUGCCUAUAACCUUAAGGUGGCCCUGCCUAUAAUGUCUCUGCCUAUAACCUUAAGGUGGCCCUGCCUGUAAUGUCUCUGUCUAACCUUAAGGUGGCCCUGCCUGUAAUGUCUCUGUCUAACCUUAAGGUGACCCUGCCUGUAAUGUCUCUGCCUAACCUUAAGGUGGCCCUGGCUGUAAUGUCUCUGUCUAACCUUAAGGUGGCCCUGCCUGUAAUGUCUCUGUCUAACCUUAAGGUGGCCCUGCCUGUAAUGUCCCUGUCUAACCUUAAGGUGGCCCUGGCUGUAAUGUCUCUGUCUAACCUUAAGGUGGCCCUGCCUAUAAUGUCUCUGUCUAACCUUAAGGUGGCCCUGCCUGUAAUGUCUCUGCCUAACCUUAAGGUGGCCCUGGCUGUAAUGUCUCUGCCUAACCUUAAGGUGGCCCUGGCUGUAAUGUCUCUGCCUAACCUUAAGGUGGCCCUGGCUGUAAUGUCUCUGCCUAACCUUAAGGUGGCCCUGGCUGUAAUGUCUCUGCCUAACCUUAAGGUGGCCCUGGCUGUAAUGUCUCUGUCUAACCUUAAGGUGGCCCUGGCUGUAAUGUCUCUGUCUAACCUUAAGGUGGCUCUGCAGACCACUGUAUGGAAAGCUAAAGUUAUAUAUCUUCAAUAUGUGAGGUUCCUGUUGUGAUAACCACUACUUUUCAUUUUCUGCAUUUCCCAGGAAAUCCCAAAGAGUGUGAAAGUAUUUUAAUAGGUAUAUUUGAGGAAAGUAUUUGCAGCAGCAAUAAUGAAAAGAGAGGCUUUCCUCUGAGAAACAAACAAAGUAUAAUGCUUAAAAGCAUGUGUGCUAGCUAUAUGGCAUUAAUCUACUGGAGUAUUUUUUUCUGGGAUAAUCUCCCUGCAUGAUUAUGAAACAUUUGUGUGAAAUAGUGCAUCGGAAAAGAAGUGCUUUGUCCUUUUAUUGCAAGGAGCUGACACCAAAUUCUGAUGGUUAGUGUCUAUAUUUUAGAUCUCUGCUACCAAACUUCUAUGUUGUUGAGCUGUAAAUAUAAUGGCAUGUUGUUAUGUUUUGCCACUUUUCACAAAAU